AUAGAGUCUGUGCACUCCGCGGCGGACUGAACGGCGCUGGAUACCGUCACGCUUUUCUCCGCUGACCGACUGCAAGGGUCGAGCUUUGGGGCUCUGGGUUACGCAUUCCGCCUGGGUCUUUCGAAAAGCGUCUUUACCGUCGCGGUCCGUUGCAGCGUUGAAGCCUGUGUGGAGCAGUCGCAAAGUGAAAAGCAACUUUACGCAUUCAGUUUCUCAAGAAUGGUUUUAUUGUUGGGCACGCGGAUAUAUCGCGUUUAAUGAGCUCUUUUAUGGAAUCUUAGAAGAACUACAGUCUAGAAACUCUUUCGCUUUCUUUUGGAGGCCAAAUGUGCAAUGAGAUGAGCGCAGAAGAAAAGUUUUGCGAUCAGAUUUCUGUGAGUUUGUGAGACUGUUAUCUUGGGAUGGUUGCAGCUGCUGUCUCUCGGUGGAGUAGCGAGAUCUCCACUUUGACUGGAAACAAAGAAAAUGUAACGACUUAAAGCAGCGCUCCUUCGCGUAAAACAGUGGAAACUUGCGGACAAUCAACCGGAAAGGGCUUGUGGAGUUGUAAAAAUGAAUCAUAUGGAAAACAAAGGAGGCUAUUCAACUGCUUCUUUGAGGAUUGCUUAAUGUGGAGAGCACAAAACCAUGAUACAUCGAUUUAUCUAAUGUUGCGUCGUGUCAAUAUUUUGACCAUGACUUAAAAGGAGCGCUGACCUGCGUCUCUGCUUGAUGGCUUUUGACGAAUAUUCGUCGUGUUUAGAUAUAAACAACAACAACGAAAGGCUUUCUGGGCUAUUUAUAUGCUAAUGUAACCCCCUCUUCUUGCCGUGUGAAUAUCAAGGAAGGCAGGAGUAAUGUCGGUGGGCGCCACUUGCGUCCUUUUACUGGCUUUUGUGCUGCUCAGGAGCUCUAGCUCUGCUGGAUCGACUGAAUGUAAAUCAUACGAUGAACGCUCCAGAAGUGCGGGGAAAAGCUCUCUGUCUGGGGCCACACUGGACAGAAAAGUGGUCUGCAGCAACAUGGAGCUCCAUCAGGUGCCUUCACCCGAAUCAUUUCCCAACAGAACAGUCUCACUGAUUUUGAGUAACAAUAAAAUCCAGGAACUUCUGAAUGGCUCUUUCAUUGGUUUGUCAUCACUGGAACGACUGGACAUAAAGAACAACAUAAUCACACAUAUUGAACCAGGAGCUUUUUAUGGACUUUUCACCCUCAAAAGACUAGACUUGUCCAAAAACCUGAUCGGCUGCCUCCAUGUGGACGUCUUUAAAGGCCUCUCAACCCUUGUUAAACUUAAUCUUUCAGAGAACAAGUUUUCUUCACUCUCUCAAGGGAUUUUCGACAGCCUUGGCUCUCUGAAAAUACUGGAGUUUGAUAGCCCUUAUCUUCUGUGCGACUGUAACCUGCGAUGGCUGGUGGUCUGGAUCAAAGAGAAGGCGAUCGGGGUGAAGGAGACUCGCUGCUCGUUCCCUCGCUCCCUACAGGGUCAGCUGAUAACCUCGCUCAGGCCCGAAACACUCACCUGUGACGCUCCUCUAGAGCUUCCCUCCUUCCAGAUGACUCCGUCCCAGCAUCAGAUCGUCUUCCAGGGAGACAGCCUGCCGUUUCAGUGCAUGGCCUCUUUCGUGGACGAGGACAUGCAGGUUCUGUGGUAUCAGGACGGGAAGAUGGUGGAACCUGAUGCCACUCAGGGCAUCUACAUAGAGAAAAGCAUGGUGCAGAAUUGCUCUUUAAUAGCCAGCGCCUUGACCAUUUCCAACAUCCAGCCGGGAUUCACGGGGAACUGGGAGUGUCGCGUGCGCACCAGUCGAGGAAACAACACUAGGACGGUCCACAUCGUGGUUCUGGAGAGCUCUGCCAAAUACUGCUUGCCAGAUCGGGUGUCAAACAACAAGGGGGACUACAGAUGGCCUCGGACACUGGCUGGCAUUACGGCGUACUUGCCCUGUAAACGGCAGGUGAGCGGAGCUGGCAUUUUCUCGGGCAGCUCGACGGAAGAUCGACGUGCGUGGAGGCGAUGUGGCCGCAGUGGACAGUGGGCAGAGGACGACUACUCGCGCUGUGAAUAUAUGAAAGACGUCACGCGUGUGCUUUAUAUCAUCAACCAGAUGCCUCUGAAUCUGACCAAUGCGGUUCAGACGGCGCAGCAGCUGUUGGCUUACACCGCAGAGGCGCCCAACUUCUCUGACAAGGUGGAUGUGAUCUUUGUAGCCGAGAUGAUCGAGAAGAUCGGCAAGUUUGCCGAGAAGUAUAAAGAGGCGAGUCAAAUCAAAUCAAGUCAUAUAGGAUGGCCUCGGACACUGGCUGGCAUUACGGCGUACUUGCCCUGUAAACGGCAGGUGAGCGGAGCUGGCAUUUUCUCGGGCAGCUCGACGGAAGAUCGACGUGCGUGGAGGCGAUGUGGCCGCAGUGGACAGUGGGCAGAGGACGACUACUCGCGCUGUGAAUAUAUGAAAGACGUCACGCGUGUGCUUUAUAUCAUCAACCAGAACUCUCACAACAUUGCUCUGGAGGCUCAUGCCAUCAAGGCCAGCAGCUUCAAUGGAAUGACCUGCACUCUGUUCCAGAAGCUCUCACCGGAGCGCACACCCGUGGCCCAUUUCUCUCCCAGAGACCCCGACAUCAACCCGGAGCGCCAGCUCAGCUUCAAAUGCAACGUGACCAGCAACCUGUCUGCACUGGCUCUCAAAAACACUAUCGUGGAGGCGUCUCUCCAGCUUCCCCCGUCUCUCUUCUCGUCUCUGGGAAGCUCAGGUCAGGCUGAUGAAGCCGUCUAUAAGCUACACCUGCUGGCCUUCCGCAACGGCAAACUCUUUCCUCCGACGGGCAACUCCACCCUCCUGAGCGAUGGCAGUAAGAGGAGGAGUGUGGUCACACCUGUGAUCCUCACAAAGAUCGAGGGCUUCCCGCUGAAGAACCUGCAGAGUCCAGUGAACGCGACCCUGCGGCGCUUCCUGCACGGCUCAGACGCUGUUCCUUCCUUCUGGAACUUCAGUCUGCUGGGUGGACAGGGCGGCUGGCAGAGCGACGGCUGCCGGAUCCUCCAUCAGGACGACAACUUCACCACAAUGUCCUGCCAUUCACUGAACAACUACGCUUUACUGAUGGAUCUGAACAGGACCGGGAACGACGCGUACAGCUUCGAACCUCUUCACCCUGUUAUCUACGCCACAGCCAUCGUCCUGCUGCUCUGCCUGCUG
Molecule: messenger RNA, 3179 nt
Organism: Sinocyclocheilus rhinocerous
Lineage: Eukaryota; Metazoa; Chordata; Actinopteri; Cypriniformes; Cyprinidae
Product: adhesion G protein-coupled receptor A3-like
Exons: 15
Biological process (GO): cell surface receptor signaling pathway
Cellular component (GO): external side of plasma membrane; plasma membrane
Molecular function (GO): G protein-coupled receptor activity; protein binding
Source: RefSeq, a predicted model, not a curated record